This is a messenger RNA of Xenopus tropicalis (tropical clawed frog), 2081 nucleotides long. RefSeq names its product tetraspanin 3 (gene tspan3). Lineage: Eukaryota; Metazoa; Chordata; Amphibia; Anura; Pipidae. Gene Ontology annotation, cellular component: membrane. The record is from RefSeq and is marked provisional.
AGAGAUGGGGCAGUGCGGGUUGAUCUCCUCCAAGACCGUGCUGGUCUUUCUAAACCUAAUUUUCUGGGCUGCUGCUGGCAUCCUAUGCUACGUGGGAGCCUAUGUCUUCAUCACCUAUGAUGACUACGACCACUUUUUUGAGGAUGUGUAUACUUUGAUUCCUGGUGUAAUAAUCAUUGCUGCAGGAACGCUCCUUUUCAUUAUAGGCCUGAUUGGUUGUUGUGCCACCAUCAGAGAAAGCCGUUGUGGAUUAGCAACAUUUGUUGUCAUCUUGCUCUUGGUGUUUGUGACAGAAGUUGUUGUGGUUGUUCUUGGAUACAUCUACAGAGCCAAGGUAGAAGAUGAGGUGGAUAACACAAUUGCAAAUGUUUUUAACCAAUACAAUGGGAUAUCCCCUGAUUCAGCAAGCCGUGCAAUUGAUUAUGUUCAACGGCAGCUUCACUGUUGUGGCAUCGACAACUACUUAGAUUGGGAGAACACACCAUGGUUCUCUGAAGCAAAGAACAACAGUGUUCCCCUCAGCUGCUGCCGUAACUAUGUGUUCAACUGUACAGGAAGCAUGAACAAACCUGGAGAUCUUUACUCUGAGGGUUGCAAGGCCCUGGUUGUAGAGAAGCUCCAGGAAAUAAUGAUGUAUGUUAUAUGGGCUGCUCUGGCGUUUGCUGCUAUACAGCUUCUGGGAAUGCUGUGUGCCUGUAUUGUUCUGUGCAGGAGAACCCGUGACCCUGCCUAUGAACUUCUUAUCACAGGUGGAACCUACGCAUAAGAUCUACCAAAUCGGCCAGCUCCUUGUGCUUCGUACCCUUCAACCUUCGUUCCAAAAGGGACAACUCGGCUGGACAAGUUCUCCUCGUCCACUUACCCACCUCUCCCAGCUGCUGCUCAGCUGUGAACUGACAAGACAGAUAUGACAGUGGGUCAGCUUGACCUCUGAACUGUUACCUCUGUCCUCAGCCUGUCACUUCUCUAGUGUUCUUUUUGUUUGUCUCAUUUUUAGUUUUGUGCUGAUUUUGUAGGUUUUAGCAAAAGUGACUGCUAAAGUAGCUGUAGGACUGUUAGUGAGGUAAAGCAGAAUUGUGUUAGGUUAUUGGUCUGAACUCACUGAUAAUACAAAAACUGACUCUGUAUGUGCAGCUGUGUGCUGUUAAUCACCACACAGUCACUAAUUGUACUUCUAACCUUAAAGGGACUACCUUCAAUUUGAAAACUAUAACCUGCAUGAGACACAUCUAUCUGCAGCAGGCAACAGCAGUAUUUAUAAAACCACUCCUGAACUCAUAGAAAAGGUUCCAAAAAAAGGAUUUUCUUAUAAUCUUGAGGGGAGUCUGUGGGAGGAAUGUCUUUUGUUCUAACUUUAUCAGCUUGAUCAUGGUCAACAGAAUCCCCUGAUGCUAAUUAUUUAUUCAGCUACACCAAAAUAUAUCAUUCUGUGUUGAUUCUUAGAAAGAGAAAGCCCAUCAAUGCAUACUUUUACUUGCAGCGCUGCUUUUAUAGUUCUCCUAACAAUAAUACAAAGCAUGUGUCCAACCAUCAAGCACAUUCAGCAUUAACAAAACUUCUCCUAAUGUAUUUUACAUAACCUCUCCAGAGGUGUAAAUGAAAUACUGUACAAGCCAUUUGUUGUUAAUUUAAAACACAUUAUAUGCCUUAUCAUCCAUGCAUCCUACUUCUGCUGCAGAAAAUAAGCAGUUUUUAAAAUGAAAACUACUUUUAGAAGUGCAAAGAGAUACAUGAUAUGUAUGGGGUUUGCACUAUACUUGAAUGAACCUAACCUGGAAUAUUUUAAGAACUCCAUUCAACUUUCUGUGAGCCACACUAUAGGUCGGUGAAAGAUGUUCUUCCCAAGCCCUCUUGAAGCUUUCAGUCAGGUUGAACAGGGAAAUCUAGGAGCCUUUCUGAAGCAAAUAUGCACUACGUUCUUUCAGUAGUUAUUUAGGUUUUUUUUCUAUUUGGGGCUGUUCUGUGUAUGGAGUGAAGAAUUUUACUGUUAAUAAUUUCACUAUAUAGAACAGCAAAUGAUUCUGUGACUGGAACUGACUUGUAAAUAGUGACUGAUUAAAUAAAAAUUGACACCCUUCCCA